Molecule: messenger RNA, 1185 nt
Organism: Triticum turgidum subsp. durum (durum wheat)
Lineage: Eukaryota; Viridiplantae; Streptophyta; Magnoliopsida; Poales; Poaceae
Source: the annotation of a GenBank genome assembly
AUGUCUUGGGCGCCAAUCGAGAAUGACCCUGUCAUAGGGGAUUGGAGUAUCACCAAAGAACUAGCUAUGAACAAGGGUGUGUGGAAGUUUGCUAUCCAUAAGAUUAAGACAUGUGCAGUGUCGCCUAUUUCACCUCAGGAGAGUGCCCAGCUAUUUGCUCAGGUUGUUUGUAGUCCUACAGAGGCUUGCCAAAAAGAGGAAAAACUCUCAACCUCUGCAUACUGUGUAGGUGUUUUUACGGAGCUGUUGCAACAGUUGCAAUUGAAGGGUCUCCAAGUUGAUGAACUCUACUCACUUGAUCUUGAUGCCCUCAAUGAUCUUCAGCCAAUUUAUGGGCUUAUAGUUCUGUACAAAUGGCGACCUCCAGAAAAAGAUGAGCGCCCUGUUAUCAAGGAUGCGGUCCCAAAUCUGUUCUUUGCUAAUCAGAUAAUUAACAGUGCAUGUGCAACCCAAGCUAUUAUUUCUGUUCUGUUGAACUCUUCUGGCAUCACCCUUAGCGAGGACCUCAAAAAGCUCAAGGAGUUUGCAAAGGACAUGCCGCCAGAGCUCAAAGGAUUGGCUAUAGUGAAUUGUGAAAGCAUUCGUAUGACCAGUAAUUCAUUUGCAAAGUCAGAUGACUACUCCGAGGAACAGAAAUCCAAGGAUGAUGAUGUCUACCAUUUCAUUAGCUAUGUUCCUGUUGACGGCGUCCUGUAUGAGCUUGAUGGACUAAAGGAAGGACCGAUUAGCCUGGGAAAAUGCCCAGGUGGUAUUGGGGAGAUGGGGUGGCUGAAGAUGGUGCAGCCUGUCAUCCAGGAACGCGUUGAUAAGUUCUCUCAGAAUGAGAUAAGGUUCAGUGUCAUGGCUAUCACAAAGAACCGGAAGGAAAUUUUCAUCAUGGAGCUCAAGGAACUUCAGAGGAAGAGGGAGAACCUCUUAUCACAAAUGGGCGAUCCUUCUGCCAAUCGGCAAAGGCCAUCCAUUGAGCGGUCACUCGCAGAGGUUGCUGCUCAGAUUGAGGCUGUGACCGAGAAGAUCAUAAUGGAGGAAGAGAAGGCAAAGAAGUGGAAGACAGAGAACAUCAGGAGGAAGCACAACUACGUGCCUUUCUUGUUCAAUUUCCUCAAGAUCCUCGAGGAGAAGCAGCAACUGAAGCCCCUGGUAGAGAAGGCGAAACAGAAUUCUCACAGCCGUAACCCUAAGUGA